CUGUGUGGCGGCGUGAAAUCGAUAAAAGUGCAGUAGCGGAAAAGUGGAGGAGGAAGAGCAGCGACAGCGACGUUGUCCUGCUGGAUGAAACGGAGGAGUUCAUGGAUUUGUCGCCAGAUCAACUGGCUAAUGAACAUUUACACCUACGUCUGCUGAAGUGAACAAGAAGGAGACCAAACAUGGUGCACGUGUACAACUGCCAUCCGUUUGCCUCACAGCAGAUAGUGCAGGUGGAGCAAGAGCCUGGAUUGUUCUGUUGUGGAGGAGGAGCCCUGUUCGUGGUGGCUACCGGAGGAUGCAAGGUGGAUGCGUAUAAUCUGGAGCAGGAAGGCUGUCCACUCAUCUGUCGCUUUGGCACCAUGGGCACCGUGAAGAGCAUCCAGCACAGCAAGAUCGGUGACUACCUGGUGACCAUUGAGGAGAAGAACAGCUCCACCUACCUGAGAGCCUACACUAACUGGAGAUACCAGGCUGAAGAGAAAGCCCGCGUUGGGGUGCGCUUGUUGGGUCACCUGCUGCGCGGCGCAUCUGUGCGGGGCGGUGCGCAGAUGGAGAUCAUUGAGAUCCCUCUGUCGGAGCGUCCCAUUGCUGUGGCGUGUUGCUCUGUGACAGGAGACCUGCUGGUCGGCUGUGAGAACACUCUGAUUCUCUUUACUUUGAGGAGACAGAACCAGCAGAGCCUGCAGAAUCAAUGCCAGCAGAACCUUCAGGGAUCCUGGUCCAACAGUCAGCAGAGCGCCAGUCAGAGUCAAGGUCACCAAUCAAGUUCGAGCCACAAUCUUUCCGUCCUGGACUUUGAACGUUCAGUAAUUUUACAUAUUACAAAAAUGACACCCAAACAGGUGGCGCUAUGUGGAGGGUACUUAGCCGUGCAGGCAGAGCUGGAGGUGCUCGUACUAAAACUGGAUGCAUCUUCUGAGCCUACAUCUCUGGACGAAUCAUCGGACACCAGUAAAGAUGAUUAUCUAGAAGACCAAGCUGACCUUCUGCUCAUACCGAGGCAGCAGGAGUUGCUUGGUGAUCAAGCUCGAAACUGUGACAUUUCUGUCACCAUCGAAAAGACGGGACUGGAAGACAAAGGACAAUACACGCUGUCAUAUGUUCUUUUCAGGCGGUUUACUCCCGAGUUCUUCCAAGGCUGCAGUGUGGAGGAGACGCAGCUCCACUCCCUGCAGCUUUACCCACUUUUCACCAGUAACCAGUCCGUGUCCACGGAAGAACCAGCAUGUUUGUUCUGUUUCUUCUCCCUCCCCAAUGCCGGAUACCUGUACAGUCUGAAAAGUGGAGUGGAGCUGCUCUCGGCCUAUCAGUAUCCAGAGAGGGUGCAGGAGGCGGUGCUGAGCGACCACCUGCUGCAUGUCAUAACAAAGAAUGCGUUGCAGUGUUUCACAGUGCGCUGUGCAGCAGUAGCGGCCAGGACUGAAGACCCGUACAUUGAUACCACCAUGAAGGCUUGUCCACCCAACAGCCUGCAGGUGUGUGCGCUCAGGAUGCAGCUGUUUAUCGGCCUGCGCUCGGUGUGCGUCUACGGCCGCCAUGUUGUCCUGCUGUCUACGGUCGACACCGAGCCACGAGAGGAGGCCGAGCGCAGCACACAGCGCAGGAGUCUCGAGUUGAAAGAACCCACCAUGCUGACUGGUAUAUUCCUAGCGGUGGGAAUCGACCCCGCCACCACACCGGCUCUGGAGAGCCUCCUGUCACGCCCCUUCCUAGGCAGGAGGUGGACGAUCUCUUCUCCCAAAGAAACCAGCCCGGCAGGGAAUGGGUGGAACCUGUACGUGGUCGACACCGUCUCACCCCUCACUCUUUAUAAAGAGAUGGUGGAAUACAGUCGACAGUAUGCAGAAACCAACCCGCAGGCCCAAAGCCUUCAACACCUCCUCAGCGAAGCGCACCUCCUCCUCCGCGCCGCCUUACUGCAAACACCAGGUCAGCAACAGAACGACGACGGCACGUCGUCUCUGCAGGAAGACGCAUACAGACAGGACGAGGGUCAGACAGCUGUCCAGACACACAGACAGCAGCUGGAGGAGGCACUCAGGCAGAACUGUGCACAACUGGGAGACUGUUUCAGCAGGGCGAGUCAGAAGGUCUGUCACCUGGCUUUACCGUACUACAGGAUGUCUGGUCUGUCAGUCACAGAGGUCAUAGUGAGGAACCGCCCACUUCCCAGCAGCCCUCACUCCUAUGGCCUUGGCUUCCUGUUUUACCUGAAGCAUUACCUGUUAGAGGAAACGGAGCAGAAGCUCAGUCAGGAAUCAGCGGAUGAGGUCAUCGACAUUUUCAGCCGAUCGAGUCCGUCGGAGCUCCUCAGUGUAUGUGCCAGCCCGUCCAUGAUUAACGUCAGUCCUGCCCGCACGCUCAGAAUCUUACAACACCUGGAGGACACGGCUGGCGUGUCUGUGCCUUUGACCAUCGCCAUGGCAACCAUGGUGCAGCGUCUCAACGACCUGCCACAGUACACACAACUGAUGGAGAGGCAUGCUGAGAUGCUGCUGGUGUACGGUUUCAUUGAGGAGCCACGGCUGUUGCUUCACGGUGGAGGCGGAGCCCCGCGCACACACGUGCAUCCCACAGCACUGAGUCGCCAGCUGGCAAAGUCCCAGCCGGGCCUGCUGGUUGCCGGCAUGGUGGCUCUUCACGAGAACAACAAAGUUCAGCUGGAACAGGCUGAUCACAUAUUCAAGGAGCUGGGCUGUGAGAACUGCUUGCAGGUGGAUUUCUGGGAGGCGAUGCUCAUGGCUUCUUCACAAGAAACUGUCAUCCAGGAGCUUUUGUUCCGGCUGGCUUCUGUUUACAUCGAUCGACUCGUGGGCACAAACUCUGAGUCAGGCUCCAGCUUUCCUUGCACAUCUCAGAGACGCAGGUCCCUGAAGAGCACUGACGACCUGAUCAACUCGUGCUCCCAUUACGGAGCUCUCUACCCGUGGCUCAUUGUUCUCUGUCCAGCUCACACUACCAGCUGCCAACACCAGGAGGAGCUAUACAAACUACAGUCUCUCCUGUGUGGUCCUUCUUUGUCCAUUGGCUCCGUCCAACCUUUGCUGGAGCGUUUGUCAGAGGGAACCUUAUGGGGCUUCAGCCUGCACCUCCUCUGCACCACCAGAAGGGGGCAGUAUGACAUCAGCAUUGAGAAGUUGCUGGACAGAUGCCCUCAGGCCAUCAUAGCCUACGCCAAUCACCAUUUACAAGACAAAAACAUGGGGCUGUGGUGGCAGAAGCUUCUCCCGGAGCUUUGUGACAGAACAAGAGCUGCUGGAGAAAACAGCAUCCUACUGGCUGCUCUCAAAGAGACGCUGGUGGUGGUCGCCACGGAGACGAGCCCUGCACAGUUCCUGGAACUCAUACCAGACGAUGGCACGGCGUCGUACUUCCUGCCUCACUUGUUGACAUGUACUCAGAGACACUUGUUGGCCUGAGAGACACACACACACGUACAGCAGCCUUUGAAGGACACUCAGAGACACAAUAAUGCCCAUUCCCUGGCCCCUCUCCCUAACCUUAACUAUCACAACUCAAUGCCUAACCUUUGAAGAUGUGAGGAC
Solea senegalensis (Senegalese sole) is the source of this 3545-nucleotide messenger RNA. RefSeq names its product HPS3 biogenesis of lysosomal organelles complex 2 subunit 1 (gene hps3). Bases 180 to 3419 code for a protein of 1079 amino acids. The record is from RefSeq and is a predicted model, not a curated record. The transcript has 25 exons. Gene Ontology annotation, biological process: organelle organization. Gene Ontology annotation, cellular component: cytoplasm. NCBI's taxonomy places the organism in Eukaryota, Metazoa, Chordata, Actinopteri, Pleuronectiformes, Soleidae.